GCUGGGAGCCGUUGGGGGUGCAGCUAAGAUAAAUACAGCAAAGACUGGGAGAUAUCGGAUACCCGCACAAAGGUUAUUCAAAAUUAGUUCUCAUGUCGGCAGAAAGCUCAACCAUCACGGUUCGUCUUGUUCGCUCUUUCGAGCACCGGAAUUUCAGACCUGUGGUGUAUCAUGGAGUUAACUUGAAUCAGACAGUGAAGCAGUUCAUUACUUUUGUACAGAAGGAUGUGCCUUCAAGAGCAGGACUUCCUCCUCCUUUUAAAAAUUACAAGUACGAUACAAUGAAGAUUAUUCACCAAGCACACAAAUCAAAGACUGGUGAACUCGUAGUGAGUUUGGAAGAUGAUGACAAACUGAUUUUGAAAGAAGAGAGUACGCUGAAAGCAGCUGGAGUAGGUGGGUGCUGACACCACCAGGAAAGGAGGAAUUGUUACUGACUGAGGAACUGGAGGAAAAGCAAGAGAAGAGGGCAGGUAGCUUCACCGGGAAUGGAUCACAGAAGGACAGUGACUACGGUGAUCAUGUUGCCUUAUGAACGCAGCCCUUGGUUUACUCAAACACAAUAUAUGUCCUUUGGGGUAUGUUCAAGGUAUGUGAUGCACAUACCUGCUCUGCUGAGCAGCUGUGAUGGGCAGGAGAGGUGUCUGGGGAGGAAACUCCUCUGGGUAAAACAACAGCACAUCAUAAUUCCCCAGUAGGUUCUCCAGGAUGAGGGAAGCAUGGUGCAGGGGUGCACACCAUGCACACAGGACCCCAGCGACUCAGCGUGUGCCAGACGAGUGCACCCAGCAAAUAUUUCACCACUGACCCACCAGCCAUCCUGUGCCCUGCUGCAUGCUGUGCUUGUGAUGGUGGAGGGCCUCUGGCUGGCCACGGGAAUUGGUGCUGUCUGGCUUUUAGGUUCUGUCCAGCUGGGAUCCCUCUUUCACGGGCUUUAAUGCAUUUUUUUAAUGGGAGAUCUACUGGAGCACUACCUCCUGCACCCACCUUUGGCAAGAACAUCCCUGCGCUAAGAAGUUCAUUUAUUCUAAGUAACUGAAGAGGUGCAGGUUGGUAUCUGCUAGUGAUGAUCAGUGGUUGGGAUUAGCGUACUUCUGUGGUGGACACAUUAUCUACAGACCCCCAUUCCUGAAGCCUGCGGUCUGUGGGUAACUCUUAGGACAUUUUUGCAAAGACUACGACGGUGUAUUGAUAUGAACUAAACUGAAAUGCAUAUGCAAGUGUUAUCCCAAUUGAGUCUUUAGACAGACUCACUGAAAAUCUGAGAACCUGGAAAAAGACGGAAGGAGUUUAUGUCUGAACUCCUUAAACCCUAGCCAAAAUUUUCAAAAAUGUUCAAUUGAUUUGGGCACCAAAGUACCUAAGGGCUUUUGAAAUGGGAUGUAAGCACCCACAUCACUGACAUGCUUUCCAAACAUUUUAUCCUUUAAUUUAAGCUACAUUUCACUUAGAUGCAGACGGAAGGCAGCUUAGUCCACUGCAGGGGAAGCAACCCUGUGAAGAAGCAGUAACUUAAAGUUUAGAAAUAAUUAGCACUUGCCUCCAUUGUGAGGUUGGCAGGAAAGGUAAUUCUAAUUGGUGAUGGUAAACAUCUAUAUAACUAAUUGGUGGGUUUUAAUUCUUGUUAUGUGACAUCCCAUAGCCACGGCUGCCCGUGCCUUUCACACCUCUCCGGAAAGCCGGCUUGGUUGGCCUACUUCUUCCACCAUCGGAAAAGAUGUGUUUCCCAUGAAUCUAAAGCUGCUUCUAUUUAUGGGUGUAAUGCUACAAGGUCGCAGUCAAAGCAUAGUUCCUGACAAUAGAAAGCAAAACAAACAAAAAGCAAAAAUAAAAACCAAACCAAACAAAAAUUAUGCUUUCAAGAAGCAUGUUUUCCUGAGGCACGCUGUGUUUUCUUUUUAAACAAAGACUUGUUGAGUCACCAACAUUUUCUUCUCUACAGUUAUGGAGGAAAUCAAAUAUGUGCAGUGAGUAUCGGAUCCUGUAUUACUGUACAUUUGUUUUAUAGCAAAUGAGAUUUUAAGAGAGGAGAAGUCUUAAGCCUGAUGUAGUAUUUAAAUCUUGUUAGCCCUCCAUCUCCUCAGCCCGCAGGAUAAUGAUACUGCAGACGAUGGCCUUCCUCUCUCGCCAUCUCAGUUUUGAUUUCUCUCCAUGGGAGACAUUUUCCAAUGCACCAGUUUUACCUAGACCACACGGAUGGCAGUGAUCUGGGGUUCUUGGUACACAUCCAUCCUCUGCCCAGCUCUGCAGGGUGCAGGCCUCUGGGCUGUCCCCAAAACGGGGCUGUCGUGGCCCCGUGCUGUCCCAGCAAGGGUCACAGGGCAGGGACAUUCCCAUGCCGGGUCACCUUGCCUAUGGGACAGUCCUACUUGAAUGCUGCCUCUCCAGCUCCUUCACAGCUUUUGCUGUUCAGCACUCUGACACGGGGCAAACGCCGAAGCCGCCCCAUGGAGCAUCCAACCCUGCAGCCUUUUAGGAACCCUACACAGGCAAGGAAGCUUGGCAGCCGCUCCCCGCUCACCCUUGGGGGACUGAGAUUUAUUUAUUUUUAAUAUCUCAG
Cygnus olor (mute swan) is the source of this 2560-nucleotide messenger RNA. RefSeq names its product chromosome 6 C2orf76 homolog (gene C6H2orf76). Bases 93 to 407 code for a protein of 104 amino acids. The record is from RefSeq and is a predicted model, not a curated record. The transcript is spliced from 7 exons. NCBI's taxonomy places the organism in Eukaryota, Metazoa, Chordata, Aves, Anseriformes, Anatidae.